AUGCCAGUUAGCUUCUUUACAAUGAGGCCAAAUGUAAAUAAAGUGUCGGUAAGAAACGCCAACAUACUUGCUACAAUUGGGUGGCACGGCGCUUUAUAUUUGAAAGAUUCACAUUCAAAUGCUAUGGACGAAAAGGAGGCUUCUUAUCCCGCCCUUGACCGGAUUCAAAGAUCACGACUCUUGGCGCCACCUCCUCAAGCUAAAGGCUGGAGGAAUCGUGAUGUCUUCUUCUUCGUUCUCCUCCUGAGGGAAGACGCACCACCACUGUUUCCGGCCACCGGAAUUCGGUCGCCGUGUUGGUUCCGGCGAGAGCGCUUUCGUUCGUACCGGUGGGAGGGCUUGGCUGGCACGAAGGAGGCCCCUGCUCGUGGAAUCGGACGGAAAGGGGAGAAGCAGAGGGACGGAAAGGCGACCAUGAUAGGAUGGGAUUCGUAUCUCCGCUCCCUGUUUCCGGACAGUCCGUCCAAUCGCACCGAGCAGGCGGAUCGGUUCAUACCUUCAAGGAGCCCCAUGAAUAUAGGAUUUGCGCAGUCUCUGUUAAGUACAACAGGGAAAAAGGGUCCCUCCCCACCCAUAUCACCAGCAUCCUCAACACCCAAGGAACUCUACCAGAAAAUGCUUGAAGACGUUUUUUUGACAGAUUCUGACGGGAAACCGUACAGAAUGCUCAGAUUUCAGCCAAGCACAGGAUCGAUGAAGAAGAGAACGCGUUUUAUCGACGAGAUGCGUCAUGAGGACGAAUCUCCGCCUUCGUCUAGGAGCGUCCGUUGCUUACCGAAGUCGUCUGAUCGGAUACUUGAUGCACCAAACCUAAUGGACGAUUACUAUUUGAAUGUCCUGGACUGGGGGUCCAAUAAUGUACUAGCAGUUGCUCUUGGAUCCACGUUGUAUCUGUGGAGUGCAGAUACUGGGAAGGUGCGAGUGCUCAUGGAAGUUGAGGAGGACCACUAUCUCAGUAGUGUUGCUUGGACUGGAGAUGGGAACACGAUAGCUGUUGGAACCAGCAAUUCUGAUAUCCAGAUAUGGGAUUGUAAAGCACAGCGCAAGAUAAGAAGCCUCUCUGGACACAUGAAGCGAGUGGGAUGUCUAGCAUGGAACGGUUCUGUAUUGACAUCCGGCAGUGGCGACAGCACCAUCAUCAACCGUGACGUGAGAUCAAGAAGCAAUGUUGUAUCACGUCUACGUGCACAUGCCCAAGAGGUGUGCGGGUUAAGAUGGUCAGGGAGUGGCAAUCAGUUAGCAAGUGGAGGCAAUGACAAUCUCCUUCACAUAUGGGAUGCUUCUGUCAUGGCAUCAUCGUCACAAGGAUACCUGCAUCGUUUAACAGAGCACCGAGCAGCCGUCAAGGCAAUAGCAUGGUGCCCCUAUCAGUCCAAUAUAUUGGCAUCAGGAGGAGGAACAGCAGAUCGAUGUAUUAAGAUGUGGAAUACUCAAACAGGCCAAUGUAUUUCCAGUACAGAUACUCAAUCCCAGGUAUGUGCAUUGGAGUGGAACAGGCACCAGAAGGAGAUUCUAAGCAGUCAUGGAUACAGCCAAAACCAGCUUUCCUUGUGGAGAUACCCUUCCAUGACCAAAUUGGGGGAACUGAAAGGACACACUUCCAGAGUUCUCUACCUAUCACAGAGCCCAGAUGGAACCACUGUUGUCUCAGCAAGCGCAGACGAGACAUUGCGGUUCUGGAAGGUGUUUGUACCCCCACAAGCAUCAAAAAAACUGAAAGAAGAUGACAGCCCAUUAUCGUUGAAGUUCUCUCAUAUAAGAUAGACAAGAGUAAUUUUAUUUUUGAGGGACAACCGGAGAUCUGUACAAAAGAGUAUAAUAGAAAAUAAAGUUUCAGGAAUUAAAAUAAUUAAAGAACGAUGGUCGAUGAGACAAUGU
This is a messenger RNA of Nymphaea colorata (pocket water lily), 1878 nucleotides long. Its product is annotated as cell division cycle 20.2, cofactor of APC complex-like. Gene Ontology annotation, molecular function: anaphase-promoting complex binding; protein binding; ubiquitin ligase activator activity. Gene Ontology annotation, biological process: positive regulation of ubiquitin protein ligase activity; anaphase-promoting complex-dependent catabolic process; positive regulation of anaphase-promoting complex-dependent catabolic process. The transcript is spliced from 8 exons. Bases 1 to 1764 code for a protein of 587 amino acids. NCBI's taxonomy places the organism in Eukaryota, Viridiplantae, Streptophyta, Magnoliopsida, Nymphaeales, Nymphaeaceae. The record is from RefSeq and is a predicted model, not a curated record. Gene Ontology annotation, cellular component: anaphase-promoting complex.